Molecule: messenger RNA, 11122 nt
Organism: Spirometra erinaceieuropaei
Lineage: Eukaryota; Metazoa; Platyhelminthes; Cestoda; Diphyllobothriidea; Diphyllobothriidae
Source: the annotation of a GenBank genome assembly
AUGUCCGCCAGAUUCCGUGGUCACUAUCUUCGCUACCUAUUCGGCGAUCCGAACCACUUCUCCCGCCUCUACGCCUCCUUGGCGCCCCAAUCUGAUGAUGCCCCGCUCUCCUCCGACUCAGCUUGGGGUCUCUUUGUUGGUUGGUUACUCUAUCGUCUCCUCUACUGUGACUCACAGGAUACAGAGAGCCCACCCCGUGUAGUUUCCCUCCUGACCUCAAGGUUUCCCCCAGACCUUGUCGAUGUUGUUUCGAGUCUGGAUCCCGAUCUCGCCCUCCUUCGUCUCAGCCAUCGACUCGAUACACUCAAGGUCAGUUCAUAUGUCUACGCCUUGUCCACACUUUAUCUGCCAACUUUUUGGCAGUUUGUCUUGUUCGAGGCUGUAAGAACGAUAUGCCUAGUCCCGUCUUCCGAGAAAAAUGCGACUGGUUACUAGGCUGUUUUCGACGUCUGAAAUUACUCAAGUAGCCUAUCUCUUCUCGUCUUACGCAUCUGGACGGUAGCUUAAGUUGUUUUUUUAGUCCUACGAACCCAGGCAGGGUUGGACCGUUGCGAAUGCAGUGACACACGACUUGGCUAACAGCCUAUACACAUUGGAUGCACUAACUCGUGAAAUGUUAACCCAAAUUCUGAAAUCCGUUUUCGACUCGAAAAGAUUGCUUAUUUAGGGUUAUAAUAUUAAUUUUCACACAAUAUAAUCCCUAAAAUAUGUCAGUUACGUCAGAAUGCUGGCUUUUAAACGAACUUCUUUCCGACCGUCUGCAAAACUCACUGCAAAAAGGGCUACUUGAGUAGCAGGAGUUUUUCUCAUUGAUUUUCAAUGUACUUAUAAAUUCAAAUAUAUCUCAUGGAAAUCAUACAUAAAAAUUUUUAUUCUUUUAUUUAUUUGGUAGAAAACUACGUCUUCUUUAAAUUGCACACUUGAAGGAAGGGCAUAAUUCGGUUUUAAAAGGGUUUCUAAUUAUGGGAUUUUUUAAGACCCGGGCGUGCCUGUGCAUAAAACAUCGUGUCUGCCUUUACUAUUGCUUGUACAGUUAACAAUAUGGCGCAAGUCCACUCGCAAAUCAAUAAAUCCCUGUACGGUCUCCUCUUAAUACCAUAGAGGAAUGUACAUAUAUGUACGUGUUGACAUGAAGUGAGAAGAUAAAUGGUUUUAAAGGAAAGUUACUAGAACAUGGCCCACAACAAGCGCAGGGGUUCACAUGAAUUCAUUUGAGCCCGAAGGACCGGCCUACCGCCGCUUCUGCCGGUAUUUUGGUGGCGUCUUAGAUCCGUCUCCAUACGUAAUCAUCAACUCACUACGCUUUCACAACUAGUCAGCUUCCUUUUAAACAUUGCUUGUUCUUCGGAGACAAAAACUCAUGGGUAGAGGGGGAAGAGUUGGGCCCUUGGGCAGGCAGGCACGUUGCAUUCGCCAAAGCCAGUGUACCUCAGAAGACCCCGCUUAAUUUCACCAACCCAGCUCCUGCCGCGUUUUUUACUUCUACGUUUAUUUCACUGUUUUCUCCUAGCAAAUCCUUGUGACCAGUUUCUCAACCCUGCCUUCUCACCUUGCAGUCCUUCCACGAACGUAUGGCAUACAGAGAGACGGCACACAAACACCUCCUCUCUCUGGUCGACGUGCUACGCGCUCCCCUCGAUUCAAACCUCUUGACGGAGUUGUCCAAGGAGGAUGUCCGCUCACAGCUGCUGCGCGUCUUCGGAGCGGCUGGCACUCUUGUCCAAACCUGUGCCAGCCUCCUCUACCCCUCGCCUGUUCCUUGCCAGACCUCUGCCUUCGAACGUCUAGUUUCCGGUCUCCUGCUUGCACCGCGGCGCCUCUUUGAGCAGUCGACAUCAUCACCCUUCGUCUCCGGUCACAGUCGUGUUGCAGCUCAUCCACCGUCCUUCUUGGUGGACACUCUCAGAGAAUGCAUCGGCGAGCACCUGCCUCAAGUAACCCUCUCCCCUCUCUAAAGCUUUGUCCGUUUCGUCAUAUCUCGUGGUUUUCUGUCCCCCGCCUCGAGCUAGAAGACUUUCACGAAUGUAGGACGAGUAUUCGGGUCCCAGGCGCUUGUUGGAGUGAGGAAAAUUGGAACUGGUUGGCCACUGCAGCUGUCUCUGUACUACAGCAGCUUAAUGGCACGGCGUUGUAACCGAUCACCCGGGUUGUGUAACAAGUCGGGAAACUGUUGAAGGGUCGUAUACGCCUGUGGGGGUGGGAUGUCCCCAUCAGAUUUUCAAGCGUCGAUCCCUCCAACGCUGGCCUUCCUCUACGCCAAAAUAGUCAAAGCCCUGAGCCGGCCAAGGUGUAGGUAGUAAUGCUGAAGACUAGAUCUACUCACCACACAGCCAUUUUAUGUUCAUAUGUAUGCGAUAGUCUUUGGCUGGUCUGACCUAUAUAAUUACAACGACAGUUGUUGCAUGAACCUUAAGUACCUCGUGUUCCACGGUCCUUGUGAUCACUGGUCGAUUACGGAAGCUCAAACAAAUAAACUCAUGAUUCCGGUGCUACUCUAGAUAUUAUCGGUGAAUAAAGCCCUUGUUCCAGCGAUCGCUUCUUCCUCUGAUCAAGAGAUCUAUUUGUUUUAUUCUGAGUGUCAGGGCUGGGGGGUAACCCUCGCCGCCGCAACAACCAAUUUUCAGGACUGCAUCACAUCUACUAACUACUUUCAGCCUUGUAAUUCGGUUGUCUGCUCUUUCCCCGUUCGUGCUUUGUCCUCAACUUGCUUUCAUGUUAAUUUUUCAUACCAACCUCGACAGUUUCUUGGCGGAUUCGCCCAGCUGGGCUACGAAAAGGACUCCUACCUGCUUCGAUUGCUGCGCGACUUACUGCUCUUCGCCUACAGACAAAUCGGCGUGUCCUGGUUGGCGGUGAGUUUUAUGCGACCCUGGCAAUCUCCCAUCAGGCUCUUGUAGAGUUUUGUGUUUCACCUGUUCACACGACCAUCUACGUGUUGCAGCUUCUUUGCAGCUGCGGCACUCCUCAUACUGGGAGAGCGGAUUCCCUGUCUCACCACCCCGGAUAGGAAGCCCCGUUAUAAAGAUGGCCUUGUGCCAAAUCCCAGCUACUACGGUAGAUGCUAGUCGAGACUGAAAUGCGUUUCUGGCUUUAAAAGACUACUUACAGUAGGUGGGCCAACUCAUGAGAUGUCAACAGGACGUCCAAAGUGCGUUUUCGUUUCGAAAAGAUUAAUUAAGCAGGGUUGUAAAACCAAACGUCAUAGAGCAUAAUUUUAUGAUAAUUCAAUUACCUCAGGACGCCGGCUUUCGAAUGAACUUCCUUUCGGCCGCAUUCAAAAACCAUGCUCCGUAAAAAAUGGCCACUUACGUAGCAUGCAUUUUUUUCAUUGCCUUUCGAUGCUCCUAAAAGUCCAAUUAUAUUUCGUGGAAAACAUGCAUAAAAAUAUUCAUUCUUUUGCGCAUUCGGUAGAUAAUUACGUCUUCUUUCAAUCUUAUACCCGGAGGAGGGACAUACUUCGAUUUUAAAAAAGUUUAUUAUUGUGGGACUUUUAAAUACCGUGACAUAGCCGUUCAUAAAACGUCAUGUCUCUGCAUUUACCAAUUUGGCUCAAAUCCACUGCUUUCUUUUAUGAACCCUAUAUGUUCCCCCUUUACUGCCGUAGAGAAAUGUAUGGUUUUCCGUACGCGGAAAUUAUACGGCUUGUAGUUUUGGACCCCUGAAUGCAAGUACAACGGCAGGUCGGGUUCAAAAUUAUUCGGGAAUUAGAAAAGUCUUAUAAGACCAAAUCGUACCCUUCCUUCGAGUGUAAUAUUAAAGGGAGACGUAAUUUUCUACUGGACGCUCAAAAGAAGGAAUAUUUUUAUGCAUGUUUUCCAUAAAAUAUAAUUUAAUCUUUAAGGGCAUCGAAAAUCAAUGAAAAAAUGCAUGCAGCCAAAGAAGUUUUUUCAAAGGCCGGCGUCCUGGGGUAAAUGAAUUAUUAAAGAAUUCUGAUGCACGAUGAUUGGUUUUACAACCGUACUUAAUUAAUCUUUUCGAAACGAAAACGCAUUUCGGAAUUUCUGUUGAGAUUUCAUGAGUUAGCCCACUUACUGUAAGUAGGCCCGCAGUAUUAAUUAUCGUACAGCAUAAUCCUAAGAUAUUUCAGUCACGCUGGGACGCCGGCUUUUGAGUGAAUUUCUUUCGACCGUCUGCAAAAACUACGCUCUAUACAUAAAUGGCUACGGAAGUAGUACGAAUUUUUGCCGUCCACUUUCGACUUCCUCAUAAAUUCAAACAUAUUUCAUAGAAAGCAGGCACAAAAAUAUUCUUUCUUGUACUCCACUGCUAGCAAACUACGUCUUCUCCGAAGUCCAUACUUGAACAAAGGCCAUCUUUCGGUCCUAAAAAGUUGCUGAUUGUGUGAUUUUUAAGACCGUGAAAUAUCGGAUCAUACAGCAUUGCAUCAGCACGUUACGGUAAGGGUCGGCUGCGCUGUCCUGGUCCCAAGUGUAAGCACAAUGUGUGUGGAUGCUGGAUGAAAUGAAAAAGGCAAUCUGCCACGAGAUUGAAGGAAGCCUAGAAUCCCCGAAAAAGCCCUAGUUGACAGGACACGCGGGACAUAAAUACUCCAAACCUAACGGUAAACCUCUACGUAACCUCAAAAGUAAACCUAGUCCUUGGCGUAACUACAUACCUAACGCCAACCCUAAACUUAACACUAAACUUUACCCUAUACCUACCACAAACUCUAGCCUUAAACCUAACCUUAACCCUGACCCAAAUCCUAACCGUAACCCUAACCCAACCUUAACACUAAACAUAAACCUAAAUCGAAAUCCAAACCCGAACUCUAACUCUAACCAGAACCCUUAAACCUAACACAAGCCUUUACCCUAAACUCAAUUCCCAGCCGAACUUCAUCCUGGACUUGGACCAGUACAGGGGAUAUUCUAUAAAGUCCUCAGAGCACAAAACUCCGUUCAAUGUAAUCGCCAGAACGAAAUUUAUUGCGAAGCCAAUCGGCAUAGCAGGAGUGACAAGAGCCUCCAGAAAUUCGGCGAUUUAAUGAAUUUGACUGCAGCCGUGUUGUUUACACCAUUAUUUUAAUUAAAAAUCGAUUGCACCGACCACGGCCUCAAAGUUAUCGAUCGACGAAUGCGAAAAUAGGACUUAACAUUUUCCUCACGUGGUGACUUCCACCAGCCUGUUCGAAUGUACUCCUUGAAGUAAUCGGGCAUCUGUCGUUGGAACCGCUUCCCUCAGUAGGGGCACUAACAGCCCUAAUUUGAUCGGUGGGACGACUUAUGUUGCCUCCUAAACCAGACAUGGGAGUAGAAACGCCCCGACCAAAGGGGCGAAAUGUUCCCUUGACCCAGCCCCAAUAAUAAACCUGAUUCAUAGAUGUUUUGGUAAAUUUUUGAAUAAUUCAUAUUGACCCAAAUGUGAAAAACUCGGCGCCUCGGCGGGAUUCGGACCCACGCAGUAAGGGGGAAGGCUUUAGUGCAGCCAACGCUCCAACCACUUGAGCUACGAGGCCCCGCCGGACGACGCCAGUUUAAUCACAUUUGGGUCAAGUUACCCGCCCAAUCUACUGCAAUGUCUGGAAUCCACCAAAUCGGAUACAGUAAGUUGACUGCCCAAGCAGGAUUUCCUAAGUAAUUCACCUAGAAUCUACCAGAUGACUACCAGGCUCACGUAAUUUACAGACGUUCUGGUGGAUUUUGAAUAAUUCAUAUUGAUUGUUAAUUCAUUAAUUAUCUCAUUAUUUAUUGUUAAUUGACACUGAUUAAACUCGCGUCGUCCGGCGGGGCCUCGUAGCUCAAGUGGUUAGAGCGUUGGCUGCGCUAAAGCCUUCCCCUUACUGCGUGGGUUCGAAUCCCACCGAGGCGCCGAGUCUUUCACAGUUGGGUCAAUAUGAAUUAUUCAAAAUCCGCCAAAACAUCUAUAGCUAACCAAAACCCUAAAACUAACUCUACCAUUAAACCGAAACAGCAGGUUGCCCUUUUCAGUUUUAGCUCUGGCAACUUUCUCACUAACGAUUUCAGCACCCACCCUCGGCUUACUUUACUUUCAAUGCCCACACUGCGCUUACACUUGGGGCCAGGGCAGCGUAACCGACCCCAUCCGUCGCAAAAUUUUAUAAUCCCUGUGUGAAACCUUAAUAGCUUCAUGUAAUAUAGGAUUUUCCGGCUAGAUCGCAGUUGGUAGCCAGGCCCCAUAUUACAGGUGGGGGGAAGGGUUGUUUCCUGGGACUAUUUUUUGGGGCUCCGUAAUCACAUCUUACCCACUUGGCUUCCGUUUUACGCUUGAGGUUAGGAUUAGGGUACCGGUUGGUGGUUUUCGAGUGAGGGUUAUGCCUUUAGGCUAAGGUUUUCGCGUUAUUGUUAGGGUUUGAGCGUACGAAUAGGCUUCAGUAUUACGGUUAGGUUUUUCAGUUACGGCUAUUUCUAAGGGCUACGGUUACGUUUACGAUUUCGGUGAGGGUUAAGGUUGCCGUUAGGGUUAACGGUUAAUGUUUAAGGUUGCGGUUAGGGUUAGAGUUAAGGUCGCCGUCCGCUUCCCAUUCCUGGCUACCAACUGCGAUCCAGCCGAUUUUCCUUACACGUGAAAAUAUACGGCUUGUAGUUUGAAAAUCCUGAAUGCUAGUGUAAAGGCAGGUCGGGCUCAAAAUCAUUCGGGAGUCGUAAAAAGUUUUUAAAAACCGAAUGAUACUGUAUUUUCAAGUACAAAAUUUUGAGAAGACGUAAUUUCCUAUCAGCAGAGUCGAGGAGAGAUUUCCCCUGCGUGUUCUCGUGUUCUCUAUAAAAUAUGCUUGACUUUAUAUGGGUUUCCUAAUACAUAGGAAAGUAUCAUACUACUUAAGUAGUCCCUUUUUGCAGGAUGGGUCAUGUUGUUUCCUCCGUAUGCACGCCUCUUUUUAUCCUUACAGUCGGCCGUACUCGUGAGUCCAACUGCUGCCUUUCGAGCUCAUGUUUUGCGUGCGCUGUCGGAAGACAUCGUGGACCUCUUUAAAGGCGACAGCGAUACGGCUGUGACCUCAGGACAGCAGUCCACACGGGGUACCGAACGCGCCCGGAAAUUGUGUGACAGUGUAAGUCCCUCUCUCGCUCUCCCUCUCCCAGCCCUCGUUUCAUUUCAUAACUGCUGAUAGCCUCUCCGAAGCCAAAAGCAAGUCAUUUUCACUGUAGUUUCAAGGUCCUUUCUGGUGAAUGCUGGAAGUCCCUUUCUCGAGAACAUUCGUCGUCUUCACGCCAUUUUUGACCAAGGUCAAAAUAGGAAGUUAUAACUCGCUGCUCGACGCUUAACACGUGGUAAUUCUUUACCCGUUCUCGAUUACCGAUAUUUCUCGUUUAGUGCAAUUACCUGUAAGCCAUCAAGUCGAAACUAAUACUUACAGAGCGUUGUUCUUAUCCUCCGAUGAGAUAACUCGGAGAUACCUGUAGACGCAGGAGGCUUACCUGGUGUGCCUGGUUUCAGUCGACGCGUGCCGUUACGUGUUUUCCCAGCACGUGCACACGACCACCGCCCCCGAUCAGACUUCAGGUGUUUGCAGAAAAGGUAUUCACGUUUGUCUGACUCGAUAGCUACACUGACAAUCCUAGUGGCAUUUGGGAGUGGUUAUGUCCUUUAACGCCUUGUGUCCUUUUGGUUUCGACGAUUGCGCCCAGAGCUUUCGCUGAAAACCGGUUUGCCGACUGUUUUUGAGGGAUAAUCUCACCUCUCCGUGGCCUGUAUCUACAUCCUGUCAACGUGGCCACGUCUCCAGAGUUGGGCGCUCAGAAUACCCGCCUCUGGACGCCAGACCCAGGAGGGUGCGGUAGACGCCGCGCAAGUCACCAAUCCACACGACGGCCAUCGUCGUUCGCGACGGUUGGGGUGACUGGUUCGAGGAUUGAGAAUCAGGCUCAAUGGCUCCUUCUUAAGGUGGCCUCGGCUAGAUCGCAGUCGGUAGCCCGGAAUGGGAAGCGAACGGCGAACUUAACCCUAAUCCCAACCUUAACCCUAACUUUAACCGUUAACCCUAACGGCAACCCUAACCCUAGCCGAAAUCGUAAACUUAACCGUAGCCCUUAGACAUAGCCGCAACUGAGAAGCCUAAUCGUAAUAUUGAAACAUAUUCGUGCGCUCAAACCCUAACUAUAACCUGAAAACCUAAGCCUAAAGGCAUAACCCUAACCGGAAAAUCGGAAAUCAUUAACCGGUACCCUACUCCUAACCUCAAACGUAAAAUGGAAGCCAAAUGGGUCAGAUGUGAUUAUGGAGCCCCACAAAAUAACCCCAGUAAGCAACCCCCAGCCACCUGUAAUGCGGGUCCGGGCUACCAACUGCGAUCUAGCCGUGGCCUCUAUGGCAGUCGGACGAACGUGGGAUCCAUAUCCGCUCCUUUUCUUCUGUGAAAACCUGGUAAUGCUCGUAUGGUCCUGUCAUGCAUGGCACGCGUAGACGGACUCGCUUACGGUCGCCCUGCCGCCGAUACCUAAACAGACGAGGGAGGGGAGAUAGCGCGUGAGAUGCUGUGCAAGUCUGCUACCGCUAUAAAACUAACCCACACGCAAAUGACCGUCCUGUGCCCACCAUGAUGUAGUGCACACAGCAGACAUCGUAGUGCGCGUGUCGAACUGUCAACCGCCUAGAUGGCGUUAGAAAUUCGGACUGCCGCCUCCAGCGCCUGUUAGGCUCCAUUCGCCUGCGGAUCGUGUGUGGCACGCGUAGACAGCCCUUUAAUUUUGUCUGCCGUCGCCCUCACUCACCUCCGGUCGCCUUGACAUGGUCUUGCCAUCGGAACAAGGUGGGUGGGGGAAGAGCGGGUGCGGUAGAUGCUGCGAAAGUUCGCUCCAUUUUUAGUUUAUUAACGCGUAAGUCACCGGCGCUGUAAGGUGGGUGGGGGAAGAGCAGGUGCGGUAGAUGCUGCGAAAGUCCACGUGUGAGUCACCGGCACUGCGCCCACUUCAUAAGGCAAGCAGUGGACGUCGUCACUUGCGACGGUCGAACGGAAGGUUCAAUUUAGGACGGUAAGCAGUAGUUUCCUCGCAGGCGAGAACUACCUCUAAAGUUUAAUUUUAGCGGAAACAUUCUCAUCAUCUCCAAACGGACCCCUUUAGUUUGCGCAUUUUUAUCCGCCUAUGAGCAUAAAGUCAUCUUAAGACCUCUCUGGUUUCUUUUAGUGGCUUGAAUUCCUACGCCUUAUGACCGAGGGCACACAAACUCCAAGUCAACGUCUAAGGUAAGCCAACUAACUCAUCCCUCUUCCUCCCACCAAUACUUCACCCACCCCUAUGCCUUCUUUCAUGCUCCUGAUCACACUUGACGCACUAACAAUCGAUCUCUUAUUCGAUGUUCGAGUAUUCAGUUUAAAUUAUUCAGUAUUAAUUCCUAUUUCCUCCUGACAUACAAUGCGUGACCGUUGGCCAAAAUUCUGGGUUGCAUUUCCGAUUAGGAAGGAUUACUUAAGUAGGGUUGUUAUACUGAUCAGCAUGCAGCAUAAGUCUAUAACAUUCCGUACUCGCCAGGAUGUCGGCUUUUGACUGCAUUUCUUUUUGACCUCCUGUAGAAACCACAAGCGGUAAAAAUGACUACUUAAGUGUCAUGCAUUUUUCCUAUUGAUAUUCGAUGGUUUAAUAAAUUCAAAUAAAUUUUACAGAAAAACAUGCAAAAAAUAGGCUUUCUUUUGCUCAUUUGGUAGGAAUUCACAUUGUCUUCAUAUUUGUGCCCGAAGAAUGUGUAUAUUUCGGUUUUAAAAGUUUCUAAUUAUGAGAUUUUUAAGACCGUGUGAUGUCCAUGCAUACAGAACCGCACAUGCCCGUUUAUUAACGCUCUUCAUGAAAUAUACAACACAGUCCGUAUCUAUUGCAAAACUUUAUGAACUCUUAAACAAUCCUUCCUAAUCGGAAACGCAUUCCAGAAUUUUGGCCAGCACUGUAUCUAGUCACCCUGGUCUUUUCUCGUAAACCAUCAAUUUCGAAAGCCCCCAUUUUUAAAGACACAGACUUUGCCCCAUCGUGCAUGCAAAUUUGCAGAUAUGAUGUUGUCUGGCCUUUUACCGAAAAUAUUAUAGGUUUUGUGUUUGUCCUAUUGACUGUUCUUUGCUGUUUCUGAGCCAGCUGUGUGCAUUUAGAGUUGAGGAUUAAUUGUGUAGGGCCAUUGAGAAAAUAAGCACAGGGACUCCCCUAAUUUGAGAAGGGUGUUAACACCAAUUUUAUCAUUUGGGCUCAUGGACGCGUCACUUGACGGAAUCUGCGGAGGGCAUUGAGAAGACUCAUUUAUGUUUUUUGCUUGCCUUAUUACUAACGAGGUACCGGCACAAGGCAUGCAAUUUGAAUGAUAAUUAGGGACGUGUAAACAGACGAGAAACAGUUAAUCCGAAGUUAUUGGUUAAAAAAGGCCAUAUUGGGUGGGGCGAUAUGUUACAGGCAAUAUAAACCCUAAUAAUUAAUCCAACCCUAAACUUAACCCUGGCCUUAACCCUAGGUGUGAUCAUUUCCCUAAAUUUAACCGCAACCUAGAAUAAUAUGUCUACCUAAAUCAAAUAAGUAGGUAUGCUAUAGUAAUAAAUAACUCGAGAUCACGUAAUCGUUCCGCUUUCAAGCAAUCCUCUUUUUCCCGUUUAUCCACUGCGAAUUCACUCCUAUCCAGUGUUGUUUGUACCCACUUUUCUGAAACAUUCUGUUGAACCUUAGCUGUGACCGCUGUAUGAACCAUGCGCGUCCUUGUCGUGGGCGUUGUGUCCUCGUCCCGGCAAAAUGAAUCGAGGUUUACACAGUCAUCUGUGCGGUUUCGUUCGUUUGUCUCUUCACCCGCAUAGAGUCCGGCAUUAUUUCCAAGCCAUACCUAACUGUAUAAAUAUUCGGCCGCCUCUCAAACUUGCGCAAUCUUGCUGGUGGCGCUUUGAUUCUAGAUUCCGAUUGCUCCCCGCAUAAUCAUCGACUCUAAGUCUUGCGUAAACAAAUACAGGUGUCCCUAGUUGGUAAUCUGAGAACGUAGAUCUCUUUGGAACCUAGGCAACCUAUACAUCAUGCGGCAUGAACGUCCAAAAAUUGAGGAGAAAAUUACACGGUUUACCGAUGUAGUCGGCCCUGUGCUGAUGGGAUAUUUGACUGACCUUCCUACCACAGCCGUUUGUAGCAGCCUGACGGACGCAAUAACUGUGACUUGAUUGCUCACCGCGUUGGCAAGCGGCUUCGGUCUGUUGACAGACAGCUUG